Messenger RNA from Eriocheir sinensis (Chinese mitten crab), 6871 nucleotides. RefSeq lists its product as uncharacterized. The record is from RefSeq and is a predicted model, not a curated record. Lineage: Eukaryota; Metazoa; Arthropoda; Malacostraca; Decapoda; Varunidae. Bases 83 to 6256 code for a protein of 2057 amino acids. The transcript has 4 exons.
ACGCUGAGUUCAUCCCCACCAGCCGACAAGGACCGACUUGGAGGCUGCCGGGUCCGAAGAGAGAAACACACGAAGGGUUGCGAUGUGGAAGGUUGUGGUGGUGGCCGCGGCCCUAAGCGUGGCGGCGGUGGCGGGGGAGGGAGGGCAGGAGGCGCAGCUCUCCGGCCCUGGGCUCUCGCUCGGGGAACUGCUUCGCGGGUCUCGAGAGUCUUCCGGAGAGUACAGGGUGCGACACUUCGGGAGAGGUGGCGGCGAUGAUGACGACAGCGAGGAGUUCCCGCCACUCAUGCCCUACGAGUUCGCAUACGAGGUGAAAGACGACGCCACGACCAAUUACCAGAACAGAGUGGAGUUCGUUGAGGAUGGCGUGUUGCGGGGGAGCUACAGCCUCCUCUCCCCUGACGGUGUGGUUCGAACUUCCGUCUAUUCCGACACCGGCAAUGGCUUCGAGGUGACCCUCCACGAAGUGCCAACAGACAUCGUGGUCAUCGGCUCAGGCCUCCCUGGUGACCCCGCGCUCAAGGCCGGGGGCACGUACAGGUACUACGACUCUCGCGACUCAGGCUCAAGGGAGUCCUUCCGGCCAUCUUUCAGCAGGAGCGGUGGAUUUGAGGCUUUCUCUAAAGCAUCAGAAGGGUUUGACGGGUCUUCAAGAGGGUCAGCUAUCUUUAGUUCAUCGAGCAACAGAGACUUUUCAUCGAAAAAUAAACAGUCAAGUCGCGAAGAGUCAUCCAGGCGCGAAGAAUCGGAAAGGCGCGAAGAAUCGUCGAGACGCGAUGAGUCAAGACGCGAAGAAUCGUCGAGACGCGAUGAGUCAAGACGCGAAGAAUCCGAAGGCUCCAGAUUUGAAUUUUUAACGAAUGACAAGAGUGCCUUGGAAGCCUUCGACAGGGAGAGCGCCAGCCAAGGCUUCUCUGGUGGGUCUAGGGACUCCGAGGCUUCGUCGAGACGCAAAGAGUCAAGACGCGAAGAAUCCGAAGGCUACAAAUAUGAAUUGUUGACGAAUGACAAGAGUGCCUUGGAAGCCUUCGACAGGGAGAGCGCCAGCCAAGGCUUCUCUGGCGGGUCUAGGGACUCCGAGGCUUCGUCGAGACACGAAGAGUCUGGAGGCUUUGGAGAGUUCUCGCAUGCCUUCGCGUCAUCGUUCUCCCAGCAGGGAGGAUCUGGAGGUGGAUCAGGUGGUGGAUCUGGAGGUGGAUCAGGUGGUGGAUCUGGUGGUGGAUUAGGUGGUGGAUUUGGUGGUGGAUCAGGUGGUGGAUCUGAGGGUGGAUCAGGUGGAUCAAGAGGUGGAUUCGGUGGUGGAUCUGAGGGUGGAUCAUUAGGUGGAUCUGGAGGAUCAAGUGGUGGAUCUGGUGGUGGAUCAGGGGGUGGAUUUGUUGGAACUGGUAGUGGAUCAGGUCACGGUGGAUCUGGUGGUGGAUCAGGUGGUGGAUAUGAGGGUGGAUUAGGUGGUGGAUCAGGGGGUGGAUUCGGUGGUGGAUCUGAGGGUGGAUCAUUUGGUGGUGAAUUUGGUGGAUCAGGUGGUGGAUCUGGUGGUGGAUCAGAUGGUGGAUCUGGAGGUGGGUCAAGUGGUGGAUCUGGUGGUGGAUCAGGGGGUGGAUUUGUUGGAACUGGUGGUGGAUCAGGUCACGGUGGAUCAAGUGGUGGAUCUGACGGUGGAUCAGGUGGCGGAUUCGGUGGUGGUUCUGGUGGAUCAGGUGGGGGAUCACAUGGUGGUUCAAGUGGAUCAGGUGGCGGAUCCGGUGGUGGUUCUGGUGGAUCAGGUCGCGGAUCACAUGGUGGUUCUGGUGGAUCAGGUGGCGGAUCAGGUGGCGGAUCACAUGGUGGUUUAGGUGGAUCAGGUGGCGGAUUCGGUGGUGAAUUUGGUGGAUCAGGUGGCGGAUCCGGUGGUGGUUCUGGUGGAUCAGGUGGCGGAUCCGGUGGUGGUUCUGGUGGAUCAGGUGGGGGAUCACAUGGUGGUUCUGGUGGAUCAGGUGGCGGAUCACAUGGUGGUUCAGGUGGAUCAGGUGGCGGAUUCGGAGGUGGAUCUGGUGGAUCAGGUGGCGGAUCACAUGGUGGUUCAGGUGGAUCAGAUGGCGGAUUCGGUGGUGGAUCUGGUGGAUCAGGUGGCGGAUUCGGAGUUGGAUCUGGUGGAUCAGGUGGCGGAUCACAUGGUGGUUCAGGUGGAUCAGAUGGCGGAUUCGGUGGUGAAUUUGGUGGAUCAGGUGGCGGAUUCGGUGGUGAAUUUAGUGGAUCAGGUGGCGGAUCACAUGGUGGUUCAGGUGGAUCAGAUGGCGGAUUCGGUGGUGGAUCUGGUGGAUCAGGUGGCGGAUUCGGAGUUGGAUCUGGUGGAUCAGGUGGCGGAUCACAUGGUGGUUCAGGUGGAUCAGAUGGCGGAUUCGGUGGUGGAUCUGGUGGAUCAGGUGGGGGAUCACAUGGUGGUUCUGGUGGAUCAGAUGGCGGAUUCGGUGGUGGAUCUGGUGGAUCAGGUGGGGGAUCACAUGGUGGUUCUGGUGGAUCAGAUGGCGGAUUCGGUGGUGGAUCUGGUGGAUCCGGUGGCGGAUCACAUGGUGGUUCUGGUGGAUCAGAUGGCGGAUUCGGUGGUGGAUCUGGUGGAUCAGGUGGGGGAUCACAUGGUGGUUCUAGUGGAUCAGGUGGCGGAUCACAUGGUGGUUUAAGUGGAUCAGAUGGCGGAUUCGGUGGUGGAUCUGGUGGAUCAGGUGGCGGAUUCGGAGUUGGAUCUGGUGGAUCAGGUGGCGGAUCACAUGGUGGUUCAGGUGGAUCAGAUGGCGGAUUCGGUGGUGGAUCUGGUGGAUCAGGUGGGGGAUCACAUGGUGGUUCUGGUGGAUCAGAUGGCGGAUUCGGUGGUGGAUCUGGUGGAUCAGGUGGGGGAUCACAUGGUGGUUCUAGUGGAUCAGGUGGUGAAUUCGGUGGUGGAUUUGGUGGAUCAGGUGGCGGAUCACAUGGUGGUUCAGGUGGAUCAGAUGGCGGAUUCGGUGGUGGAUCUGGUGGAUCAGGUGGGGGAUCACAUGGUGGUUCUAGUGGAUCAGAUGGCGGAUUCGGUGGUGGAUCUGGUGGAUCAGGUGGGGGAUCACAUGGUGGUUCAGGUGGAUCAGGUGACGGAUUCGGUGGUGGAUCUGGUGGCGGAUCCGAUGGUGGAUCAGGUGGAUCAGGUGGCGAGUUCGGUGGUGGAUCUGGUGGAUCAUUUGGCGGAUCACAUGGAGGUUCAGGUGGAUCAGGUGGGGGAUCCGGUGGUGGAUCUGGUGGAUCAGGUGGCGGAUCCGAUGGUGGAUCAGGUAGUGGUUCAGGUGGAUCAGGUGGCGGAUUCGGUGGGGGAUCUGGUGGAUCACAUGGUGGUUCAGGUGCAUCAGGUGGGGGAUCCGGUGGUGGAUCUAGUGGAUCAGGUGGCGGAUCACAUGGUGGUUCAGGUGGAGGAUUCGGUGGUGGAUCUGGUGGAUCAGGUGGCGGAUCACAUGGUGGUUCAGGUGGAUCAGGUGGGAGAUCCGGUGGUGGAUCAAGUGGCGGAUCCGAUGGUGGAUCAGGUGGCGGAUUCGGUGGUGGACUUGAUAUUGGACUCGGUUUUGGAACUGAUGGACCUGGUGGAUCAGGAUCUGGUAUUGAACUCGGUUUGGGACUUGGUGGUGGACCUGGUAUUGAGCUCGGGUUUGGAACUGAUGGACCUGGUGGAUUCGGUGGUGAACCUGGUGGAUCAGGAGGUGGAUUCGGUGGUGGACCUGGUGGAUCAGGUGGCGGAUCACAUGGUGGUUCAGGUGGAUCAGGUGGCGGAUCCGGUGGUGGUUCUGGUGGAUCAGGUGGUGGAUUCGAUGGUGGAUCAGGUGGUGGUUCAGGUGUAUCAGGUGGCGGAUUCGGUGGUGGACUUGAUAUUGGACUCGGUUUUGGAGCUGGUGAUGGACCUGGUGGGUCAGGAGGUGGACUUGGUGGAUCAGUUGGCGGAUUCGGUGGUCGACCUGGUGGAUCAGAUGGUGGAUUCGGUGAUGGAUCAGGUGGGUCAGGUGGAUUCGGUGGCGGAUUCGGAGGUGGACCAGGAGGUGGAUUCGGUGGUGGAUCAGGUGGAUCAGGUGGAUCAGGUGGAUUCGGUGGCGGAUUCGGUGGUGGACCAGGAGGUGGAUUCGGUGGUGGAUCAGGUGGAUCAGGUGGAUUCGGUGGCGGAUUCGGUGGUGGACCAGGAGGUGGAUUCGGUGGUGGAUCAGGUGGAUCAGGUGGUGGAUCUGGUGGUGGAGCAGGUGGAUCUGGUGGCGGGGUCAGUGGUGGAGGGGCCGGCGGCGGCGGCGUCAACCUACAGGACAAGGCCGUGUUCAUCAUUCACCCUGACUUCUUCAAGACCGGCGCGGGCGCCGGCCUGACGGGCCUGCCGGAAGUGACGGAGCCCAUUAUUAUCGUGAGUGACAAUAAAUUUGCCCAGGGUGGGGGUGGGGCUGGCGUAGGUUUCAGUAAUGCUCUGGGCGGAGGAGGGUUUGCGGGAGCCUUUAGCAGCGUGAACAGGCUGGGAGAGGCUGCUGCUGCUGACACCACAGCGGCUCACUCAAGCGGUGCUGCAUCAACUGCUACCGCCGAAGAAGUAAGUACAUCCUCUGGUAAAAGUGGAUCGACCUCGACCAGUGCCAUUGAAAGCGCUUCAUCCUUAGGCAGUGCCUCAAUAAGCGCUUCUUCUCCAAGCAGUGAAGGCUUCGUUGCAUCCACCUUCAGCUCCAACGGAUUGACUGUUGGAAGUGCGACAGGUGAUUCUACCUCUGCCUCGAGUGGAUCAUUUGGAAGAAGUACCAUCGAAAAUGUCUCAUCCUCAGCUAGUGCCGCUGAAGGAGCAUCUUCAAGUGGUGCUACAAAGAGUGCUUCAUUCUCCAGUGCAAGUGAAUCAUCGGGCAGCGCCACUGAUGGUGCUUCUUUUUUAACUAGUGCUUCCGAAGGUGGUUCAUCCUCCCACGGAUCAGUUUCCUCAGGGAGUGGAACUGAAGGCGCCUUUUUAUUUGAUGCAAGUGGAUCUUCCCUAGGCAGUGCGGCUGAAGUUGAUACUUCUUUAGGCAGUGCCGCUGAAGUAGCCUCCUCAAGCAGUGCCACUGAAGUGGCCUCCUCAGGCAGUGCCGCUGAAGUGACCUUCUCAGGUAGUGCCGCUGAAGUGGCCUCCUCAAGCGGUGCCGCUGAAGUGACCUCCUCAAAUAGUGCCGCUGAAGUGACCUCAAGCAAUGCCGCUGCAGCGGCUUCCUCAGGCAGUGCCGCUGAAGGUGUUUCUUCUUCGAGCAGUGGAGGGUUCGAUGCAUCUACAUUCAACUCUAGAAAACUAUCUGUAGAAAGCAGCACAAAAGAUUCUUCAUCUUCUUCCAGCAGAAAAGGUGGAGUUCUAACAAUUACUUCCUCUAGCUUGGAUGGAUCAUCUGGUAUCAACAAAGCGGUAACUGAUGAGUCGUCUGGCAGGGGACAAUCAGUUCUCGAUAGUGGAGCAUCAGGAGGAACAAAAAAUAUUGAAAAGGCAGCCAAUGCAAAACCAGCUUCUUCGGGUCAAAUUGGGCUGAAUGGAUUUAGCACGUCCUUCAGUGAAGGCGGAUCACAACAGUUUAUAAUAUCCUCUAGUGGAGACGCAUCCAGGUUUGACUCCCACAGAUUUUCCAGCAGUGGAUCCGGUGGCUCUUCAAGCAGUGGGGCGUCAAGCAGUGCCAUUUUGCACAGCCAAAGCGGUGGUGACUUAAAACUGCAGGCACCGGACCAGUUACUGAAGAUUCUCAAUCCAGGCCAAACAGCUCGCGGGCUUCAGGGUAUCCGCGGCAGUUCGGGCCAGGGCGGGGCUGUCUUCUUUACGCAGGAAACUGACCUGGCCUCUUCCCAGGGCGGCAAAACCUCCAUCACACAACUGCCAGUCACUCGCGUCACCACCGUGACACACCUCCCUGACGAUUCUAAGCAAGGCUCUUCCAUCUUGAAAAUAGCUGGCAGUUCCACGGGCUUCAAGAAUAACCAGAACGUGUUCACAAGCCCACCGUCAGGUGCUGCACGAUUCUUUGCAUCAGCAUCAAACACAAAAACUUUUCAGGCGAGUGGCAAGAAGUCAGCAGGAAACAAAAUUGUUAGCAUAUCCGGCUCAGGAACACUCACGACUCUUCCUACUGGUGACACUGUCCUCGCCUUGGGCAGCAAACAACCCAUUGCAAUUUCCACUUCCCAGGGCGUCAUCAGGAACAGCCGGAGGACCGCGCCCUUUUCCACCACCAACUCGAGGCAGCAACGACCGAGGCGAAUCCGAGGGCGGCUUCUGAGGUCACUCUAAUUGGCCAAAGAGGUGAAGACACACCUGCAUUGAGGUUCACCGUCUCAGCGCCCACUGUUCCUUCAAUAUGUUAACGUUAGCUUGUACGAUAGGCAGAAUCGAUGUUAAUGGCCGCAGUGAUCAGAUUUUGCUGCUGAAAAGGGUUCAUAGAAACUCUGCUUUUAUGUUUUACACAAACACACUCUCAGUCAUUAACUACAUUAAUGAAACGAAGAGUUUGUCAUUUACCUAUUACACAAACACUUCACAUAUCACUGCACUGUUACUGUCCAUACAUCAUGCCUCUUCCCUUUAAUGGCUUGUUUUCAUUCGCGAACGAAACGCUGUUACUGUUAGCCAAUGCUUAGGUUAGGAACCAUGCACACUUGUAGUCAUGAGGUGCUGAGCUCUGUGUGUGUAUGUGUGUGUGUGUGUGUGUGUGUGUGCUAAGUUAUGUGUGUGGAUCACUUGAUAUUGUUGUAACGGUAAGUUAUCACGGAGAAGCGUGCUAGGUUUUGUGUGUGGAUCACGUCAAGCUGUUUAAACAGAAAUGUAUCACGAGGUCCAUUAGUCGUUAAGUUAUGUUUGUGUGUUUAUAACGUUGAAAUUAAUAAAAAAAAUAUUUUUUAUAAGCUG